AUGGCUGAUAAGCCACUGAGUUUGGCUGAAUAUAUGUCUUAUAUUGAAGCCACCACGAGUUUGAGAUGUUUGAUCGACGGAGAGGAAGUCCUCAAUGCUGGCCCCAUUGUAUUACAUGGUCGAACUGAUUGCAGCCCAACAUCAAUUAAAAUAUGUGCAGUUUGCCUGCAAUCUAGUGCAUUGCAGACCCAUCCACACCAAAUUAUUGGUGAACUGAAAAUUUCUAAUGGUGCAGCUAAAAUUUUCAAGAUGCAUUGUAGGAAAAAUCUAUCUGAAUUGAAAGACAUUUCCAAAACGCAGUUAAACUGCAUUUGGACAGAUUCCAAGAAAUCCGUUAAGCAGAAAUAUAAGGCAACCUGUGUUAGAGAAAUGCCCUGUAUCAAACCUAAACUAGGGAUGAAUGUACCUGUUAACAUGAAUGAUGAUUUGAGGAAAACAGUAUUGGAGUCCUUUAUGAAAAAACUCCCCAAUUCAGCAAUUGCAAAGCAUUCCAAAGGACGUCAUAGCGAUAACAGUGCAAAGUCUGGUGCAAAUGUAGUUGCACUAGACAAAAAUAUUGCCAUGACAUCAGAAUUUGUGAAGAUUCUAGACAAUGCUGCCCAAUCUGUUAUAAUGAUGCAAAUACAUUUUAUGCCUUCUCUGUUCUCUUUCGCUUGUUGUGAGGGUGUUUUUUGUAACAUCUUGAAUGAGUCAGCAAGUAGUAAAGCUUCCAUUGAAGAAACUCUUCCAUCAUGUGGCUAUUUGAAAAAAGAAAACGGUGUGUAUCAGUUGAAGAAGAAACAUAAAUACGUAAGUAAAGUGUUGUAUGCAUCAUUUGACAUGUCUUUGAUCAUAAUAGAAAUUGAUUUUGAUUUUGAAUUUGCCUUGGAAAUGCUAACCAAAGUUGAAAGAAAUUAUUUUUCAUAA
This is a messenger RNA of Ceutorhynchus assimilis (cabbage seed weevil), 906 nucleotides long. The record is from the annotation of a GenBank genome assembly. NCBI's taxonomy places the organism in Eukaryota, Metazoa, Arthropoda, Insecta, Coleoptera, Curculionidae.